Sycon ciliatum is the source of this 1705-nucleotide messenger RNA. Its product is annotated as dehydrogenase/reductase SDR family member 7-like. Gene Ontology annotation, molecular function: oxidoreductase activity. The record is from RefSeq and is a predicted model, not a curated record. Bases 214 to 1182 code for a protein of 322 amino acids. NCBI's taxonomy places the organism in Eukaryota, Metazoa, Porifera, Calcarea, Leucosolenida, Sycettidae. The transcript has 7 exons.
AGCUAGCUUGUAGCUUGUAGCCGGUUUGAUUGCUUUUAUGUUGUGUCUGGUUUGAUUUUGUCUUCCUUCUAUUUCUUUGCUUUCCGGAUCUAGUUGUAGCAAGAGUCUUAGACGUCGUUAUCAAACAUUAGCAGGGACCAUUCAUCUCACUUGGCGUGAUUCAAUCCGUACCCAUCAUAACUUUUAGUGUGAACGCAUUCCACGGAGUUGAAGAUGUUUAUGUUUCUCAUACAACUGCUUGGACUUGCAGUGUUCCUAGCGUCCAUUGCUGUAGUCGUUCUUCUGGUUUUCUCGGAUGGAGAUCUUGUCCUGAUGCGCAAGAAGCUGAGAAGAGAGUACUUUCGCGACCGUGUCGUGUGGGUAACUGGAGCAUCGUCGGGAAUUGGGGAGGCUAUUGCCAGGUCCCUGUCUCGAAUUGGCGCCAAGGUGAUAUUGUCCUCUCGCACAGAGAGCAAGCUAGAAGCAGUGCGACAAUCACUGGACCAUCCAGAUAAUGCCAAGGUGCUUGUGAUGGAUGUUGCGAACACCGACGGGAUGGAGAAGUACGUGUCUGAGGCUAUCGGCCUGUUCGGUCAUGUGGACAUGCUGGUUAACAAUGCUGGCGUAGCACAGAGGGGCCUCUACUCGCAGUUUACACUGGACACCCAGCGGCGCCUGUUCGAAGUGGACUUCUUCGGGCAGAUCACACUGACCAAGGCGCUGCUUCCACAUUUCGUGCAACGUGGCGGGGGUCACAUCGCUAACGUCUCGUCCAUUGCCGGAAAGGUGGGCAGUGCCGGACGCACCAUCUACUGUGGCGCUAAGUUUGCGCUCAUUGGCUACAUGGACGCACUGCGCAUGGAGCUACAAGGGCUGGAGGCGAACGUUGCCGUCACCAACAUCUGCCCUGGCCCGGUGGCUACCAAUGUGGAUUCUAACGCCCUGAAUGGUGAUGGGACCAGGCAUGGCCAGGCUGACAAGUUAAUACAAGGAGGCAUGAAGCCCGAGCGAUGUGCUGAGCUGAGCUUGGUCGCAAUGUCCAAUCGUCUUCCAGAGGCCUGGAUAUGUCCACAGCCUCUUCUGAUGGCUGGCUACCUUAGCCAGUACUGCCCGCACAUCUGCUUCAAACUAGCAAAGAAAGUUGCUCCUAGAAUGGUGAAGGAAGUCCAGCAGGCAACUGAAGGAUCCAAGAAGGAUAGCUAAAGUGGUGCUGUUUGUGUGGCACAUUGCAGCAGUAUCCGCUUUUCAUGCGUUUCGGUGUCAUCGUAGCGUCAGCAGAUAAUAAUACUAUGUGUACAGCUUGUUGCAUGCUGCUGGCAUAUGUUCUUCCGUUUUCUUUUCUCCCUUUCUUCAUUCUUUUGAAACGAAACAUUUUUUUCUAUAUCUAGCUACAGAAGGAAUGGUGCAUUUUCAUGUCAAAGUUCAACUUUGCACCUGUUCUUCUUUCUCUUCCUUUUCAGCAUAGUGCAGCCGGGUGUGCUGACACGGGCAGAGGUCACUGAGAGGUGCCUUUGCAUGCUGGUAGGUCAUUUAGGUAAUGAAUUUUUGGUCAAGCCUUUGUGUUCAAUUUUACACUUCAAUUGAGUGUUUUACCUACGGUAGAGUUUUGCGUGUUUCUCACAAUUAUGCACCACUAUCUAUAUAUAUAAUCCUGAAGAUGGGCCUGGCCCGAAAAUUUGGAUAGAAUUUAUUUUUUUAUUUGGAAGAAUUCGUUGCCGAGAGACCG